AGCAGAUACUUAAAACUGCACUACACGACAUGUCGUGUUAACGAAAAAACACGUAGACCUUUAAACCCAAGCCAACAGAGCAGGUGGGAGCUGUCUCUGGAUGGACCCGGAAGACAAUGCAAGUGGGUGAAAUUUUUGUGGUGGGUUUUUGGGAAAUGCAAAUGCAAAUCCUACUACUAAAGCCGCCUUGUUUUGCUGAGUUCUUGAGUCGUCAGUGGCUUAAACCUUUGAGCCUCCUUGCAUUCUGUUCUUCAUCAGAUUACUUGAACCAGUCCCGUGACAGCCUCCCUCGUUUCUUCUCCGAAGUUCUUCCUUCUUCCAAAACUUCACAGAGAGAGGUGGAUAUGAUGAUGGAAGCUGGUGGUACAGCUGUUGGUCUUGGACCACUUCAUCUGUGUGUUGAAACUGCAACAAUGGCCCUUUUGGCAGCUCUGAUGUUAUGGUCUGAUGCUCAGCAAUUUUCCAAUGCCUAUAUACAUUUACAAGUAAGAUUUGUCAAAUAUUUUGCAUCUUACACUGCUCCUAGCAUCUGUCAGAUUCAGAUGUAUACCAAGGAAAUGGCUUAUAAGAACUAGAAGAUGAUAUCUUGCUUUAGUUUAUGAUUCAAGUAAGGAGGCAACAAAUUAUGCUGUGCAAGUAAUGGAAAGAAAGAAAUAAUUGCAAUAUUUGAAACCUAACUUUUGUUUUCGUGUCAA
Molecule: messenger RNA, 695 nt
Organism: Hevea brasiliensis (rubber tree)
Lineage: Eukaryota; Viridiplantae; Streptophyta; Magnoliopsida; Malpighiales; Euphorbiaceae
Exons: 2
Coding region: 117-575 (152 amino acids)
Biological process (GO): rRNA base methylation
Molecular function (GO): rRNA (uridine-N3-)-methyltransferase activity
Source: RefSeq, a predicted model, not a curated record